This is a messenger RNA of Rhizoctonia solani, 1506 nucleotides long. RefSeq names its product hemolysin-III channel protein. Gene Ontology annotation, molecular function: signaling receptor activity. Bases 1 to 1506 code for a protein of 501 amino acids. The record is from RefSeq and is a predicted model, not a curated record. NCBI's taxonomy places the organism in Eukaryota, Fungi, Basidiomycota, Agaricomycetes, Cantharellales, Ceratobasidiaceae. Gene Ontology annotation, cellular component: membrane. The transcript has 3 exons.
AUGGAUACCUCCAGACGCGCUCCUCAAGCUCGUCGAUUAUCUGUGCCUGCCCUUCAUAAUUUUCGAUUCAACCAAAGGGCGAGGCCCAACACACUCAGGAGGAGGAGGCAGCCAAUAUCUCGUGCAGCUCUCAAGUCCCUUGCUCCUCUAAAUCUUGAUAUCCCAGAGUCCUCAGUUACCGGCCCACCGCUCCAUGCGGAUCCAACACCACCUCCUUCCUUGUACUUGGCGGUCCUCUCUCAUCUCGCUGACCUCGAAGCUCGGCUCAGCACUUCGUCUUCCGCUCUUCAACUAUUACACCAACUCCGCGACGAAGUAGCUGCUUACUUCCCAAGCCUAAAUGAGGAAACCCCUAACGAUGACACUCAAGAAUACGACUUUGAGUACGAUUUCGGUAUUCGAAAUGCACUUGAUUUCGACUUUGGCUCGGCGUUGGACUUGGAUAUCGAUUUCGACUGGCGUUCCCGUUACGCGCACCUGAGUGCCGAACUCUCCACUCUUUCGCUCGAUGAGGCCAAAAAUAAAUUAUACACACUUUCAACCCAGAGCUACGACGAUGCCAAGUCCAAAUUCGACUCAUUCAAAGACCGAUUUGUUGGAGAGGUUCGACGCUGGGCAGAUGGUGCUCUCCCGAACAUUCCGACGCUUCCGAAUAUCCCUGACAUGCAUAUGCCGAAUAUCUCCGUACUUCCCAUGGCUAUACCCGAUUUGCAUGCUCGUUUGGACGAAUUAAGGGCGGCUCUUCCAGCCGAUUUGUCCUCUGCGACGGAUAAACUCGUUUCGUUCGUUGAGAGCCUGAUCGAGGACGAUGCAGAUGGAGAUGUCAACUGGGUAGAUACCAGGUGGAAGGGCUUGAACAUUCACCCCCGUGGCCAUGAGAUUGAGGAAGACAUCGCUUUAGAAGGGAAGGGGAAGGAGCGAGGGGACAAAGUGGACCUACAUGCGCUGGCGCUCGAGAAGUCUCAAGGAGGCAAGAGGCUAAUUCGGUACCGCGAUUUGCCCGAGCAGUGGAGGAACAAUGAAUUCGUAUGGGAAGGCUACCGCUUUAUCCCAGGCGCAAGGUGGACCACAUUGGUGUUUAGUAUGUUUCAGCUACACAACGAAACAGUUAAUAUUCAGACACACUUCGUACCUUUGCUGGCUAUUCUUUCCGUCAUACCCGUCCCGUGGACAUCACUGUUUACCCAGCACUCAAUCUUGUCAGGAUUUCCCACCAUUUCCCAGUUCGAUAUAUCCUCCUUUGGUUUUACACCAUUUCCGACUUCGCCAGCCGAUCCUCUUCCUAAAUUCCUUUUCUUGUUAGCGGCUGGUGCUUGCCUUACAUGCUCGACUAUCUGGCACACUCUUGCUGGUUGCUCCGACUUUUGGCUCCUCGAGGCUGGCGCACGAAUUGACUACGUUGGAAUUGGAUGGCUUAUUAGUGCCAGUGUGAGUGGAGUCAUGUACUACGGGUACGAUAAGCAUUUGUCACAGCCAUGGAAUGAUGGACUGACACGAGAAAAAUAG